UUAGAACUCGAGCAAAGUGCAUGAUUAUAUAACUAUUAGUAAUACUUUGGUAACUAAUAUUUUAACAAAGAGAGAAGUUUGUUGCUUUCAGUAGGAGCAAGUAGGUGGUGGAGCAGGGCCAGAAAGGGUUGUGUUUAGUGAUAUGUCUUUGGGAGAAAAGGAUCAGAUGCAAAGGGUGAGGCAAGGCGAAGAAGAAGUAGCAUCAGGGGGUUCAAAGUGCCAAGACUGUGGGAACCAAGCCAAGAAGGAAUGUUCAUACUUACGGUGCAGGACUUGCUGCAAGAACAAAGGUUUUCACUGCCAAACCCAUAUCAAGAGCACUUGGACUCCUGUGGAUCAUAGGAGACGCCACUUUCAGGGUCAGGGAGGAGAUCAUCAUAUUCCUCAAAACCACAACCAGAUCAACCCAUAUUCAGAGUUGAGAUUUCCGGCUGCUACGAAUUCGAUGGCUACAUUUCGGUGCAUUCACGUUCGUUCUAUGGAUGAUGCGGUUAAUGAAAUAGCGUAUCAAACAUCUGUGAACAUUGGGGGGCAUGUAUUUAGUGGACUACUAUAUGAUCAAGGCCCUGAGUACCAAAGAGGUCAUCAAGGUGAGAGUUCCACGGGCUUUGUUGAUAAGCAGCAGAAUAGUAAUAAUAAUAAUCUGGAUAGUAGUGGUGCAAGUGCAACUCACCAAGAGUACCUGUUUCCCCUUUCUUCCUUCAGGCCCGGUAUGCCCUAUUUGACAUACCCAAGAUCUUAGUUGGUUUCUUAAUUUCUUGAUUUCGAACAACAUGCAUGGUGAUGAGGAAAGUAAUUGAGAAUAGAAUGGAAUAUCGGCGUUGAUGGAUAUGAAAUACUUGCUACUUUAGCUACCUUGCCACCUUUGUGGAGCAUUUUAUUAAGAGUAAUAAUACUCAAAUAUCCUUUAAUUUCAAGCAUUUCAUAACACCUUUUUAUCUCUUUUUUAUAUUA
Messenger RNA from Glycine soja, 954 nucleotides. RefSeq names its product protein SHI RELATED SEQUENCE 3-like. Gene Ontology annotation, biological process: positive regulation of DNA-templated transcription. Gene Ontology annotation, molecular function: DNA-binding transcription factor activity; DNA binding. NCBI's taxonomy places the organism in Eukaryota, Viridiplantae, Streptophyta, Magnoliopsida, Fabales, Fabaceae. The transcript is spliced from 2 exons. Gene Ontology annotation, cellular component: nucleus. Bases 143 to 742 code for a protein of 199 amino acids. The record is from RefSeq and is a predicted model, not a curated record.